Pseudonaja textilis is the source of this 702-nucleotide messenger RNA. The record is from RefSeq and is a predicted model, not a curated record. NCBI's taxonomy places the organism in Eukaryota, Metazoa, Chordata, Lepidosauria, Squamata, Elapidae.
GUCCACAAGUCUUAAAGUUGCCAAGGUUGGAGACCCUUGUUUUAGUGGACUGAUAAAAUUUCUCUUUUCUAACAAACCUGAUCUGGUUUCUACUUUCCUGGCUCCCUUGUGCAAACGAUGGCAUAGCUCAUGUCCUCUACGAGUGUCCGAACGGCUGAUGCCAAGCUCUCGUGUUUCUCUCUAGAUUCAGGUUUCAUCACCUACCCGCCCAUUUCCACGUCCCACACUCCCUGGGUGACCACAGUGGACAAGGCCUCCAGCGCUUCGGACAGCGGCCCCUGGGAAUACGUGGGCUCAAGGCGAGAGAGGGAGCGAGACCGGACACCCACCACAAGUGAAUACAGCAAUGACGAUGAGAGGUACCGUUAUUACAGCCGUGAACGCAGUUACGAUUUUGAGCAUGGUGACUACCGCCGGAGUAGAGAUCGCAGUCGGGAGCGAGAAGAUCGUCACCGGGAAAGGAGGCACAGGGACAAAGAAGAGAGCAGCAAACAUAAAUCGUCUCGGCGCAAGCAGCAUGAGGGCGAAGAAGGGGAAGGCCACCGCCGACACAAGCACAAAAAGAACAAGCACAACAAAGAGGAGAAGGAGGCGAGCGAAGAUGGACUUGCAGGAGGAAACGAGCAGGACGCCAAGGAGUAGCGCUCCUGGACUCCCUCCGCCAACCAGGAGGGGUGCCUCUCCGGCCGACGUUUCCCUUUU